Molecule: messenger RNA, 1903 nt
Organism: Nymphaea colorata (pocket water lily)
Lineage: Eukaryota; Viridiplantae; Streptophyta; Magnoliopsida; Nymphaeales; Nymphaeaceae
Product: AAA-ATPase At4g25835-like
Exons: 1
Coding region: 98-1678 (526 amino acids)
Molecular function (GO): ATP hydrolysis activity; ATP binding
Source: RefSeq, a predicted model, not a curated record
UCCCAAGAGCAGGGAAUGACAGUGUUAAGGAACACUGGAACAGCCAAAAGUCAUAGAGAAAGAGAAACAGAAAAGGAAAGAGAGAAGGUGGCCAGCCAUGGAGAUUUUAGCUCAGCUGUGGUCGUUCCUGGGACUGCUCACAGUCCUACAGAACGUCCUCCCCUCACAGCUCCUCACUCUCCUCCAGUCAUGGUGGGAGUCGCUGCAGGACCUCCUCAACCCUUACUCCUACUUUGAGAUACCAGAGUUUAAUGGCUACUACGGCGUCGACGUCAAUGAGCUCUACCGGGUGGUGCACCUCUACCUCAGCACCCUCGACGGCGCCGCCUCCCGCCGGCUGACCCUCACCCGCCCCAAGAACUCAGGCCACAUCUCCUUCAUUGUCUCCCCCAAUCACACCGUCGAGGACUCCUUCCGCGGCCACCGCCUCUGGUGGACUCACCACGUCGAGACCGUGCAGGACUCCCUGGAAGAGAAGCGCAGCUUCUGCCUCAAGCUCGCCAAGGCCCACCGCAAGACCAUCCUCUCCGACUACCUCGCCGAGAUGUCGGCCCGCGCCGAGGAGUUCGAGCGCGUCUCCCGCGACCGCCGCCUCUACACCAACGGGGGCAACGCCUCCUGCGAGCUCGCCUGGGCCUCCGUCCCCUUCCGCCACCCUGCCACCUUCGACACGCUCGCUCUGGAGCCCGAGCUCAAGCGCUCGUUGAUCGAUGACCUCACGGCCUUCGCAAACAGCAGGGAGUUUUACAAGAGGAUAGGCCGGCCGUGGAAGCGGGGAUACCUGCUUUACGGUCCGCCGGGCACCGGGAAAUCGAGCUUGAUUGCCGCAAUGGCGAACUUUCUCCACUACGACGUCUAUGACCUCGAGCUCACCAAGGUCGCCGACAACUCCGAACUCAGGGCGCUGCUCAUCCAGACGACCAACAAGUCGAUCAUCGUCAUCGAAGACAUCGACUGCUCGCUCGACCUGACGGAAAGAAUGGCGAUGAACUCGAAGAAACCGUUGGGAGGGGGAAGUGGGAGCCGGAGGUCUGGUCGGUCGAGCUCGCUGGACUCAGGCGCCGGGGAUCAGGACAGCCGGGUGACGCUCUCCGGGCUGCUCAACUUCACCGACGGCCUGUGGUCGUGCUGCGGCGAGGAGCGGAUCGUGGUGUUCACGACGAACCACAAGGACAACAUCGACGCCGCGCUGGUGCGGUGCGGCCGUAUGGACAUGCACGUCAUGCUCCCGACCUGCGGCACCCAAGCGUUCAGGUCGCUGGCCUUCAACUACUUGGGAGUGACCGAGCACGACCUUUUUCAGGCGGUCGACCGCUGCAUGCAGGCCGGCGGCGCGCUGACGCCGGCGGAGGUCGGGGAGAUCAUGAUUAAGAAUAAGGACGAUGCGGACGCCGCCAUCAGGGCGGUACUCGUGGCGCUGCAGAUGACCAUCCUUCGCGGCCGCCGGGAGUGCCAUGAAGCCGACGAGGAGGAAUUGGUGGCGAGGAUGGAAAAGAAAAUGAGCAGCUUCUUCUUGGAUCAGGCGACCACUGGAGGUGGCCACUCGGAAGUGUAUGAGAAGCUGCGGAGUCCGGCGGACGGCGUGAAGGAGAAGGUCGGGGGAAGAUGGCAGAGGAAGGUGAGGUGCUUUGUGAGGAUGAAGAUGCUGAUGCGCUCGCCUUCUGUAAAUGGCAUCUAACAAAGAGUCGACCGCCAUGAUUUUUGAAGUUCUGCUUCUUGUGUAACAGUUGUCUCCUUUGUUAAUUUGUACUAAAUGAAGGGGAAGCAUUAGAUGGAAGGCAGUGUGUGAUUUUCUUCUGUUUUUUUCAUUUUCUUCCUUUACUUCUCUGGCUGUGUAAUUACUUACUAAGAUAGCAUGUAGUGAUCCAGUAACAACUGAAAACCUGUGAUCUCAAUUUGUUUC